Molecule: messenger RNA, 1164 nt
Organism: Eruca vesicaria subsp. sativa (arugula)
Lineage: Eukaryota; Viridiplantae; Streptophyta; Magnoliopsida; Brassicales; Brassicaceae
Source: the annotation of a GenBank genome assembly
AUGGUGUGGAAAUCUGUAUCUUUUGCAGGAUUUGUUUCUGUGGAAGUUGAGUCUUCGCCUCUUCCUUGUGUUGUGUCUGAUGAGGUCACAAACGUUGCAUGUGGGGCUGAGUUCACAGUGUGGUUAUCUUCUACUGAAGGAGCCACUAUACUGACUGCUGGACUCCCACAGUAUGGUCAGCUUGGUCAUGGAACUGAUAAUGAGUUCAAUAUGAAGGAUAGCUCGGUUAAACUUGCCUACGAAGCUCAGCCACGUCCUAAAGCCAUAGCCUCUCUGGCGGGUGAAACAAUUGUCAAAGUUGCAUGUGGAGCAAAUCACACAGAUAUUGGUUUUGUCAAUUGCAGGCUUGGGCAUAGGGAGCAGAAAGAUGAAUGGUCUCCUCGCCGCAUUGAUGUGUUUCAGAGACACAAUGUUUUGCCUCCUAAUGCCAUUGUCUCUGCUGGCUCUGCAAACUCCGCUUGUACUGCUGGUGGGGGGCAGUUAUACAUGUGGGGAAAGAUUAAGAACAAUGGUGAUGAUUGGAUGUACCCCAAACCUAUGAUGGAUUUAAGUGGGUGGAACUUGCGUUGGAUGGAUUCAGGAAGCAUGCAUCAUUUUGUUGGUGCGGAUAGUUCUUGCAUAAGCUGGGGUCAUGCUCAGUAUGGAGAACUUGGUUAUGGCCCCAACGGUCAAAAAUCAUCUGCAGCGCCUAAGAAGGUGGAUAUACUUGAGGGAAUGCAUGUAAUGGGUGUGGCAUGCGGUUUAUCCCAUUCUAUGGUCAUAGUUGACAGAACAGAUAUCACUGAUCGUCUUGAGCAGUUAGAGAUCUACGAUGGGAAAGGAUCAUUAGAAGAGACUGUAGAAGAACCAAAAGAAGAAGCUGUGGCAACAACAAAGCAACAACCUGCCAAAAGAGGUGCUACUAAAAAGAGGAAAGCGUCAAAAGCUUCUUCUGAGUCUGAACAAGACAGUGAUGAAGAAAACAGCGACAAAGAGAAGAAGGAAGCUCAAGGCAGUGACAGCGACUACAGUGAAGAUGGAGAAGAAGAAGCCAAUGGCAAGAAACAGAGCACUCGCGGCAGAGGACGUGGCCGUGGAGGAAGAGGCCGUGGCGGCCGCACCGCUAAUGGAAAAGCUGCACCAGUGAAGACCGGUGGAAGAAGAGGAAGACCACGUAAGUCUUAG